Molecule: messenger RNA, 2849 nt
Organism: Pocillopora meandrina
Lineage: Eukaryota; Metazoa; Cnidaria; Anthozoa; Scleractinia; Pocilloporidae
Source: the annotation of a GenBank genome assembly
AUGUCGUGUAUACUAGACCCGUAUGAAGAGUGUUCAGCGCCGAGAACAGUGUUGAUUGAAGGAGAACCUGGUAUGGGAAAAACCACCUACUGUAAAAAGUACGCCUACGACUGGGCCACAAAACAGCAAGAGCCUCAGGGCUGCAGCGCAACAGUAUUCAAAGCAGUAUUGUUGCUGAAAUGUCGAGACAUCUAUUCUGAUGUUUGGGAAGCCAUUGAUGAUCAACUUCUUCCCCGAGACAUCGAUGAAGAAGUCAAACAACUAUUCUUUCACUUUAUUCGUGAAAAUCAAUCCAGCAUUUUAUUGAUAUUGGAUGGAUUGGAUGAGUUACCAUCCGGCAAAUUGUCGAUGUUUUCCGAAUUAAUUGAGGGAAGAGUACUCCCCAGAUGCCACAUAGUUGCAACAGCAAGACACGAAACAGGAAAAGAGGUGAGAAAAUGCUGCGACACGCUGCUUGAGAUCGAAGGGUUCACUGAAAACCAUGUGAAAGGAUUUAUCACCAUGACUUUAAAGAAAGGCCGGAUUUAGCCGCCAAGCUCUCGGAACGAAUGUCCCGAGAUAAAAACCUGACAGAAAUGGCAGCCAAUCCCCUAAACACAGCACUUCUUUGCCUUUUGUGUGAAGAGUUUGAGGGCACACUCCCCGAAAACAGAGCUCAACUUUACUUGGAUAUGAUUGAAUGUGUCUUGAGAAGAUACAGGAAAAAGAAGGGACUAUCAGAAAAAGGAGAGGACCUGACUAACCUUUACAAACCGCAAUUGAAUCACCUUGGGUCAGUGGCCUUGAAUGGUUUUCUUAACGGCAAAUUAGAUUUUAAUGAAAGUGAAUUGGCAAACCAUACAAAAGAGUUAACUGAGUUUGGAUUUCUGUCAGUACAGCCUGGUGGCAGCAAAUUGAGACAAAAACUGCAUAAUGCUUUCUUACAUAAAAGUUUUCAAGAAUGCUUUGCAGCAUUCUUCAUUUGUUCUCAGAUUCAAAGUAAGGAAAUUACACUUGAAAAACUAGUUUCCGAUCCAAGGUAUUUCGUUAAACUUAAAGAAGUACUUUUGUUUUCAUGUGAAAUUUUAGCCAUGAAAUGCGAUGAAGGAGUUGUGGCUCUUGUAAAGAGUUUAACAAAUGAAGUCAACAAAAAUGCAGGCAGUGGUACAAAAGUUGUAUUGGAGGCCAUUAACGAAUGUAAAAGAGAAAAAAGUGAUUUUCACUCACAGUUAGCAAAGUCGUUUGGAACUGGUUUGAAACUCACCAAUUUGAAUUUGUCUGGCAUUGGUUUUAGUGACGCCGGUGCUACAUCUAUUGCUGAGGCAAUCGAAGUCAACAAGACGCUCACCAAUUUGAAGUUGUCUCGCAAUGGUAUUAGUGAUGCCGGUGCUACAUCUAUUGCUGAGGCGAUCAAAGUCAACAAGACGCUAACCAAUUUGAAUUUGUCUUUCAAUUGUAUUUGUGAUGCCGGUGCUACAUCUAUUGCUGAGGCAAUCAAAGUCAAUAAAGACGCUAACCAAUUUGAAUUUGUCUUCCACUCGUAUAAGUGAUGCCGGUGCUACAUCUAUUGCUGAGGCAAUCAAAGUCAACAAGACUCUAACCAAUUUGAAUUUGUCCGACAAUGGAAUUAGUGAUGCCGGUGCUACGUCUAUUGCUGACGCAAUCAAAGUCAACAAGUCUCUGACCAAUUUGAAAUUUUCUUUGAAUCGUAUUCGUGAUGCAGGUGCUACGUCUAUUGCCGAGGCAAUUAAAGUCAACGAGACGCUAACCAACUUGAAUUUGUCUUACACUCGUAUUGGUGAUGCUGGUGCUGCAUCCAUCGCUGAGGCAAUUAAAGUCAACAAUACUCUAACCAAUUUGAAUUUGUCUGACAAUGGUAUUAGUGAUACCGGUGCUAGAUCUUUUGCUGACGCAAUCAAAGUCAACAAGAUGCUAGCCAAUUUGAAUUUGUCUGUCAACCAUAUUAGUGAUGACGGUGCUACAUCUAUUGUUGGUGCAAUCAAAGUCAGCAAGACGCUAACAAAUUUGAAUUUGUCCAGCAAUUAUAUAAGUGAUGCCGGUGCCAGAUUUAUUGGUGAGGCAAUCAAAGCCAAGGAGACUGACCAAUUUGUAUUACGAUGGUAUUAGUGUCCACGGUGCGAAUUUAUUGCUGAGGCAUUCAAGGUCAGCAAGACUGUGACCAAUUUGUAUUCGCCACUCAAUGAUAUUAAUGUUGAGUUUGCUAGAUUUAUUGCUGAGGCGAACGAAGACGACAAGAAUGUCUGAGAAUGUGAUUGGUGAUGACGGCAUUAUAUUAAGUUUUUGAAGCAUUUGAGGUCAACAAAACCAGCGGUGUUCUUUUCUGGCGAUUCCAUUGCUUCAUCUUUAUUUUGCUGAAGUGAUUAAUGUUAAAAAAAAACUGCGGGUGACUCGAACCGGCUUCUGAAGCAAUUAAUAGAAGUGAUUGUACUUUUCCUUUUAAGUAACUUUUAGUAACUCUUCCCUUUAGUGAACGCAUGGAAAAACUGUGAGGAGCUUUUAUUUUCAGUUGUCCUUAGUUGCACUUUGAUAAUAUUAAAAUCCAGUCUUAAUAGCUACCUUUGUGAUGUUUUCUUUAUUCAAGCUGAUACUUAUGCUCCUGAGGUAUAUACAUUGGAAAAAAAGGAGAAGUGUAAUACGCCAUUGUUUUUAGAGUUUUGUAUUUAAAAGAUUAUCAUAGAUAUUUAUCAUUCACGAACAGCAACAUUUUUUCCAUUCUUUCCAAGUUUCGAGUGCCUUUCUUUCACUAUAAACCAAAACAUUAAAAAUUUAUAGGCACUGAUUUUUAUUUCUGUUGCGAUCUGCAGAGCCAUUCCAUGAAAUUUGUCCAAUGAAAAAUUUCUAAUGGGGAG